Messenger RNA from Hippoglossus stenolepis (Pacific halibut), 11761 nucleotides. Its product is annotated as IQ motif and SEC7 domain-containing protein 1. Gene Ontology annotation, biological process: actin cytoskeleton organization; regulation of ARF protein signal transduction. Gene Ontology annotation, molecular function: protein binding; guanyl-nucleotide exchange factor activity. The record is from RefSeq and is a predicted model, not a curated record. Lineage: Eukaryota; Metazoa; Chordata; Actinopteri; Pleuronectiformes; Pleuronectidae.
UGCACGUUUACUGACGUGUGAUUGUCGCCUUAUGUCAUAAUUAGGUUCUUUAUUAAUCAAACAUUAUUGUCAUUGACAUUUGGUUUAUCAGAUGUCACAAAAUGAUGGAAAGAUUUGAUUAAUAAUUUCUUUAUAAAUUAUUUUUAUCCAACAAAGAGAAGCAUCAAAUCAACAUGUGAGAAUUUAAAGUGGCUUCUCAUUAAUGUCAUCAUCUAACAGAUAUUAUUAUUAUUCAUUAAAGUAACAUCAGAAAACAACAUGUGUGAUAAAACAUCUUGUUAAAGAAUAAACAGCAGAUUCUCGCAUUUUUCAACCUUGAACAAAUAAACGUUUAUUGGUUGAGAUAAUCAACUAAUUAACUGAUUUUUUGAUAUCUCAAAAUCAAACUGCACAAACAGAAUAAUAUUGAUGAGCUUAUGACAAACCCUGUGGUCAAUGAGCAGAAAUAACACAGUUUAGAAAUAUUGUGUUUAAAGUUUAGAAUCUGAACAUCAAACCUCCUUUAAUGAGACGAUAUCAGAAAUUUUAACAUUUUUUACAAAGUUCUCUAAACUUUGUAAAACACCAAAAUAAAAAAAACACAUCAGAUAAAUUAAAUAAUUUGCUUCAGCCUGAGAAAAGUCAAAAUCACCUAAAGCUCAAAAUGAAGCUCUGUGUAUUUUUUCUCCUCAGAUUGUUUGAUUUGAAAUGUUUGUCGACGUCUGAGGAGAUGAAAUUAUUUGUUUUUUCACAAUAAAACAGAAAAGAAGCGUUUAUGUACAGUUCGUCUUCUUCAAACAUCUGAAAAUAAAAAGAGGAGCAGGUGCAGGUUCAGCCUGAAGCUGAGCGCUCGAGUGGUUUCUACAGUUUUUAGGAUCAUUAACUCAUUAACAUGAAAACUGAAUUACUUCGUUACCAGAAGAUCGUUUCUCCUUCAGCGUCACUGUGAAUAAACUCAAAGUCUGUUCAAGCUGCGACUUUGUUGAAAAUGUCGUUGUGAUUUGUAAAAGUCUUGAAACACCUGACAGUUCAGAUUUAUUUUGUAUUUAAACUCAACUAAUUUGCUUCAUUCAGGGACUGAGAGGUUUGAUUUGAGUCAAUUACAUCUAUUAUAGAUUCAUCUGCUAAUUAUGAAUGAACUGUGUCUAUAAAAACUGAGAUAAAAGUCUGGUAUCAAUCUCCUUUUCUAACCAGCAGCCAAAACACAAAAUACAUUAAAUUUAAAACAAUGUGAAAAUCAUCAAAUCUGAAAAACUGGAACCUGCAAAUAUUGGUUGCUGGAAAACUAUUAAUUAUUGAAAGUAAUGAUAAUACGAUUUUAUGUGAAGGAAUAAACACAAAUAUGAAUCACACACUGACAAAAUCAGCUCCUUUAAAACGUUCUUAGAAAAGUUUUUUUUAAAUCACCUGCAGACUUUUCAGAAUAAUUUCAUGACUUUAUUUCUUAGAGAUUAAUAAGAAAUAAACAGUUUAUGAUUUAUUUUCAUCCUUCAGUCCGAGCUGUGCGUCUGUCUGACUCUCUGACGUCUGUCUGACUCACUGUUCGUCUUUGUCGUCUUCGUGACGUUUGACGGAGAAACAGAGUCGCUCAGUGGCGCCUCCUGGAGGAGAAUCACAGCUCGUCUUUUCCCUCGACAAGGACGAACGCCUCCGAUCAUCACCUCUGGGGAAACCAUGGAAACAAAGUGGUUUUAAGAUGCAGAGCACACAACACUUUUCUCCACUUGAAAUAUUUAGUAAAUACCUGAGAGGUGCACUUUAACAUCGGCGAGCGUCCCUGUGGAUUCAAAUGACCUGAAGGAGGUGACCUCCUUUAUUUUGAAGGAGCUGGUUUCUUUCUUUUAGUUUUGCGAUGAAGUAAAUAACGUUUUUUUCUAAAAUAACUCUUGAUCACCGUCUCCUCACCUGACGAUGACUGACGUGACGUUCGAGGAUGUUCACGAUUCAAACGUUCUCGGACUCGAUGACUGUGGCGAGCGGCGGGCGUGUCGCUAGCGUCCAAUGAGAGCUCGACCCUGUGGACGCAGAGAGCAGCUGAUCUCCAGUCAGCAGAUCACUGGGAUGUUUGGCGUGCCAGGUGUCUGUGACCUUUGCCCUCUGUUCUGUCUCCGCUCCUCUGGGACCUGGUCACCUCUCCGCAGUGUGGAGGGCGACUCUCAGUGUCCGGAGGCGCUCACUUUUUCUGAUUCGUCCUUCGGCCAUCCGCCUCCCUUCCAUCGCUAUAGCAACAGCCCCCUCUCCAGCCCCUGUGAUCCCUACAGCUCUGCCUCCACCAGCGGGCCCCUGGGAGCCUCCCACAUACACACUCAGGGCAGCUCUCCCAUCUCUCCCCCCAGCCCGGCGAGCCUUGCCUGGGCUCAGCGAAGUCGACACCAGCCGGCCAGCCUGGCGCUCCGCAAGCAAGAGGAGGAGGAGAGCAAACGCGGCAAGGCUCUCUCUGACAGCUAUGAGCUCUCCACAGACCUCCAGGACAAGAAGGUGGAGAUGCUGGAGAGGAAGUACGGAGGCCAGUUUGUGUCUCGGCGGGCGGCGAGGACGAUUCAGACAGCGUUCAGGCAGUACCGCAUGAACAAGAACUUCGAGAGGCUUCGCAGCUCCGCCUCCGAGAGCAGGAUGACCCGACGCAUCAUCCUGUCCAACAUGAGGAUGCAGUACUCGUUCGAUGAGCGUCCGCCACAGUGUCAAGGGUCAGCAGGUCAGCAGGGGUCAGAGGACACAGGAGACAUGGACGACUCCUUCUCUAAACAAGUGAAGUGUUUGGCCGACUCCAUGGACGACUCGCUCACCUGUCAGUCCGGACGCGAGGACUCACAGGAAGCAGGAGGAGACGAGGACGAGGACGAGGAGGAGGAGGAGGGAGACGAAGAGGAGGAAGAGGAGGAGGAAGAAGGGGAGGAGGACGAGGAGGAAGACGAAGAAGAAGAUUACAGACAGUGUGCGUGGCGCAACACCAACGCAUCCUCCCGCCGCGCCACAGGCCGGGUGGGAGGAGAUGGGAGAGGAGGCGCCGACAUGCACGAGGACAGCACCGCCACCUCCUUCAGUGAUGUCACCCUCUAUAUGGACGAGGGCUGCCUCCCCUCCUCGCCGCUGUCCCGCCCCACCUCCAACUCUGACACAGAGUACUGGGGAGGAGGGCGAGGAGGAGGUGCAGGGGGGAGGGAGGACAGCAGGGAGACGGAGGGAGGAAGCAGCCGGAGGAGCAGCACGCCCUGUACAGAGUGUCGGGGGGAGUACAGAGGGAGGGCAGGAGGAGGAGGAGGAGGAGAGGAGGAGGAGGAGGAGGGAGGACACCUCCCUGUCCUGACCAUCGAACCGCCCAGUGACAGCUCAGUGGACAUGAGUGACAGGUCAGAGCGAGGCUCCAUCGGACGCCUGGUGUACGAACAGGAGCCGUCAGGAGUCGAGCGAGGAGAGCGGGAGAGGAGGGCAGGAGGAGGGGAGGAGGAGGAGGAGAGCGGAGAGGAUGAGCGAGGGGGAGGAGGGGGAGGAAGCAGCGAAGCCGACUCGCCCCAGGGAACCAUCAAACACAAACCAAACGGCCGCUCGGUCGCCACAGCGCAGGGACAAACACGCAGCCCCGCCAACGUCCCGCUGCCGAUCCCCUCGGCCCGGACGCUGCCCUCACACCCGCUGCCCCACCCGCUGCAACACUCACACCCCCACACUCACCCCGCGCCCAUCCCCCACCUCCCCACCAUCCUCCACCACCACCCGCAGUACAGCCAGCCACACGUCAUGCACAUGCACCACGGGCACGGCGGCGGCCCGUACAUGCAGCACCCACACCACUUCAACCAGCACCACUACCACCACCUGCACCACCACCACCUGCCCCAUGGUUACCCAGAACCCCCCUCUUCCCCGCUGCCGUCCCCUGUGCCACCACUCACACCUCUCUCACCCCUGCCGCUGCCGCUCACGCCCUCGCCGCUGUCGUCCUCCUCGUCCUCGGCUCUUCAAAACAUGGAGGCGCAGCAGCAGCAGCACCUCGCCCACCACCCCCACCUCCACCACCACCACCUGCUGUGCUCGGACGGAGACAACGAGAGCGUCAACUCCACCACCACCAACUCCAACGACGACACCACCGUCAACAACUGCAGCUCCGGCUCGUCGUCCCGUGACAGCCUGCGGGAGCCAAUAGGAGGGGCCCCACUGGGGAAACAGACCUAUCAGAGAGAGAGCCGCCACAGCUGGGACUCGCCGGCCUUCAACAACGACGUGGUGCAGCGGCGGCAGUACCGCAUCGGACUCAACCUGUUCAACAAGAAGCCCGAGAAGGGGAUCCAGUACCUGAUCGAGAGAGGGUUCGUGUCGGACACACCGGUGGGCGUCGCCCGGUUCAUCCUGGAGAGGAAGGGACUGAGCCGGCAGAUGAUCGGAGAGUUCCUCGGCAGCCGGCAGCAGUUCAACAAGGACGUCUUAGACUGCGUCCUGGACGAAAUGGAUUUCUCUGGGAUGGAUCUCGACGAUGCUCUGAGGAAGUUCCAGUCUCAGAUCAAAGUUCAGGGCGAAGCUCAGCGGGUGGAGCGACUGGUCGAGGCCUUCAGUCAGCGGUACUGUGUUUGUAACCCGGUGCUGAUCCGACAGUUCCAGAAUCCAGACACCAUCUUCAUCUUGGCCUUUGCCAUCAUCCUCCUCAACACGGACAUGUACAGCCCCAACGUCAAGCCAGAGAGGAAGAUGAAGCUUGAGGACUUCGUCAAGAACCUGCGAGGCGUUGAUAACGGUCAAGACAUCCCCAGAGACCUGCUGGUGGCCAUCUAUGGAAGGAUCCAGAAAUGGGAGCUGAGGACCAACGAUGACCACGUGUCCCAGGUCCAGGCAGUAGAGAGAAUGGUGGUCGGCAAGAAGCCUGUCCUGUCGCUGCCUCAUCGCCGGCUAGUUUGCUGCUGUCAGCUGUUCGAGGUUCCAGAUCCGAACCGCGCCCAGAGGAGCAGCGUCCACCAGAGGGAGGUGUUUCUGUUCAACGACCUGCUGAUGGUAACAAAGAUCUUCCAGAAGAAGAAGACUUCAGUAACGUACAAUUUCCGUCAGUCGUUUCCUCUGGUGGACAUGCAGGUCCACACCUUCCAAAACACCUACUACCCUCAUGGCAUCCGACUGACGUCAGCGAACCCCGGAGGAGAGAGGAAGGUGCUGAUCGUCUUCACAGCUCCGAGCCAGCAGGACCGAGCUCGCUUCACCUCCGACCUCCGAGAGAGCAUCGCAGAGGUGCAGGACAUGGAGAAGUACAGGGUGGAGUCCGAGCUCGAGAAGCAGAAAGGUGUGAUGCGUCCCGGCAUGUUGACGGGCGGAGCAGUGGGUGGCGGGGCCAACACCGGUGGGGGGCCCGUAAAGGGUGAGGUGCUCAAUGGCACCCUGGGUAGGCCGAGCCUCGACGACACGUACGCCUCUGUGGACGGACUGAAACGCACGGCACUCAGCUCAUCGUUGAGAGACCUCUCAGAAACAGGGAAGCGAGGUCGUAGGAACAGUGUGGGAUCAUUGGACAGUACCAUUGAAGGUUCCAUUAUUAGCAGCCCUCGGCCGCACCAGCAGCGCCCCCUGCCUACUGGAGGUCUGUCUUACUGCCCCAUGAUGGUCCCUUCUUCUCCAGCAGCCUACCGGCCACACCGCCCAACUCAGAGCCCCGGUACAGGGGUGGGGGGUGGGCCGGGGCUCUGUCACAACCAGGGAGGGGUCACCACCUCCCCACUCGUGAGCGGGGGAGGGGCUGGGGGCGGAGGAGGGAUGGCGGGUGGGGGGGGCCCGACUGGCGGCGGCCUGCUGGGGAACUUCUUCGGCAGCCGCAGAGGCAAGGUUCCUGGUCCCCUGACAAUGAUGUCACCAACUCCUCAGGGUCCUCCGAGUCCCCUGAUGAUAUCAUCACCCCCCCACUACCCCGCCCCCGCGCCUCCCAUCGUCCACCCAUCCUCCCCUUCCCCAGGCCCCUCCCCAUCGCCCAACCUCGGUCCGUCGGACUCGGGAGGAGUUGGAGGGGGAGGAGGUAUGGGACCGUCCAAGCUCCAGGCUUUGCAUGCCCAGUAUUGCCACGGCAACAGUGGAGGAGGAGGAGUCAGUGUUACUGGGCACCAGCAGCAGCAAACGCCACCCCCACCCUACCACCAUCAUCACCGCUACCACAUGCAGAGCGUUCCCCAGCACCACCCCCUCUCGCACAGGUUCUCCGCACCCCGGCGUCAGGGCCCAUCCGGCUGCGUUCCCUCUCAUACCCAGCAGCAUCAGAGGAUGCAACAUGGCCCCGCCCAGCACCCACGCUACAACCUGGCUUCAGGCUUCACCACGCCCCCUCCGCUGUCCCCACACUCCCCCUUAACCCCUACUACCCCGCACGGACUCUACCACUCGCACCCCGCGGCGGGACGACCGGGUGGAGGUGCCAAACUCCCGCUAACCAUCUCGCACUCUCAGCCCCACCCCCACGCUCACACACACUCUCACAACCACGCCGCGCACGCACACUCCCCCCUCAGCCCCUCCCCCUCCGUCUCCCCCUCCACCCACUUCAUCUUCUCCCCCCCACCACCCCAGACACCCUCGGCACGCCUCGUCAGCCAAACGCCUCCUCAGCCCUACGCUCCUCAGUAUCCGCCCCUCUCCUCUAUCCCGCCUCCCCCUCCGCACUCCCCCUUGCCUCCCCCUUCAACAGCACCACUCUCCCCGCACCCAGGGGUGGGUGGAGGGCAAGGGGGGGGACCCAAAUCGAAACCUGUCAGCCGGAUCAGCACGGUCGUCUGAGAAGGCAGAAGCCAAGGACGGUGGUCAGCCACCCUGCUGUGAGCGUCCGGGGGUCGGUUCUGAGAAGGAGCAGGAGAGGGAGGAGGAGAGGAGGAGGAGAGGGAGGAGGGCAAGUGCAGGUGCAUAAAAAUGGCCACCUGGUGAGAUGGAGAGCGGGGAAGAGGAAAUUACUCAGCCUGUGUUAUUUCCACAUCCACUUCCCCCGCAGGUAGAAAGACUCUCGCUGAGAGAUGUCUGCUGGGUAACUUUGUCCUGCCCGCGCUGCAACCGGGGGUCGGUUCUGAGAAGGAGCAGGAGAGGGAGGAACCGCCGCCAAGAACGUACGUCACACGAAUCUGAAGAAAAAUCCCACGCCGUCCUGCAACGUCUCAUCUUCCCCCAGCGGUGUCCUUCUGAGGUGGCCGGGGACCGGAGCAGCCAUGUUUGUAGUUUUUCAUCUACAGAGGACGUGUCAUAUUGUGAGUUCGAAUUUGUGAGUCGCUGUAGUGGACAAACGGUUCAGGGACCAGAUGUGAAGGGAACAGUGCCUGAGAAUUCAACACGGUUAGCGCUCGAUGCUAACACCACGUACCGUGUCUGAAGAGACGGUUCUGGGUUUUUGAGAAACCUGAGAACGAGACAAGUCCUUUUGUUAGUGUCCAAAAAAAAAAAAAAACUAGUCUUGCACCAUUUUGUUUUUGGCACAAAAAGCACUUGUUGUUUUGGUCGUUGACGUAUGAAGAAGCCAUGAGGUGUUGCUGAGAAGCUGAAGUGCUUUGCAUUAAUCUGGUGCCGUUUCUGUGUCUUAGACAGGGAUGCAUGACCUGUGCAAUAUCUACUGAGUGUCAGUGCGUCUAUGGUUUCAAUCCUUUAUGCAGGGGGCGGGAUUUGUCGUCAUUUAAAGCCACAGUCCAGCUUUAAUUUGGUCGAGACAGUGAAGGUUACUGAGGACUUUACUUUCUACGUGGACAAUAAACUUUUUUUAAACUUUCAAAAAGCCAUCACAACAAAACUGCAGACGCCUUUUUACCUUUUGUUUUGCAAAAAUGACGAAAAGCCUUUAGUGUUUGUGGAUUACAGGGUUUCAACAGGGGGCGCUAUACUGUUGUUUUUUCGAUUGGGACUUUAAAAUGGGGAUGUUGACAUUUGACCUAGUAAUUUUUUCAAUAACUUGUAAAGGGAGAUUUAUUUAAUAAUUUGUACUAAAUCAGUGAAUGUCGCCCCUUAUUACUUAGUAUCCUAGUUAUAUGAAAGUAUAAGCUUGAAUUUGUCAGAAAUUAUAAAUAUGUCAGCUGUGAUUGAUGCUCCAUGUUGUUUGUGACCCUCCAUGUUGCCAGGGACGGAGAUUAUGCUAAAACAGGGUGCAGUCUGGGAAACAGAGUCUUUUGUUUGACUGCCUGUGAUGAGGACCUAAACGAAGACACCCAGUCUUAAAGUCAUACAAAUGUGAUUUCAGGGUAAAUUAAACAUGAUCUUCCUCUACUGUAACUCUACCUACACUGGAAACAUUAAUUUAACUGGGUGGGAAAUUAUAAUGUUUGGAAAAUGUGAACUGUGUGACCUGCACGGUAAAAAGAGAGAGAGAGAAACAUCACGAAGAUCAACAGGCGGCGAAACUCACAAAGCAUUUUCUACAAACACCAAAUCUCAGCUAAUAUAUCAAUUAUUCUAAACUCAAAACAAUAUAUUAUGUUUUUGUACUUUUCAGAUAUAUUGUUUCAAUGUUGUUAUUCCAAGGUGACGGUUAAAAUGUCACAGUGUAACUACCCAGAAUAAAUACUUGAUACAUUAAUAUUGUACUAUAAACUUCCCAACAUGUUAAACCUUUGCAAUUACACAAAAAUGUAUUGAUGUAGGUUCAUAAAAACGUUUCCAACCUUAUUUCAUCAAACCUUUACCAGCAUUCAGCUCAUAAAAAUUAAUAAUAAUAUCCAACCCAGUCUGAGGUUUGUUAGUUUCUCUCAACAGGACGAAAAAACUAAGUUUAAUCCCACAUCCACUACUUGUUGUUGUGUUGCAAAAUGGAGAUAAAGGUGCCUUCAUGCAGAGGGAUGCUAAAAAAGAAAGACUACAUUGAUGUUCAAAGACAAUUCAUCAUCUAAAUCAAUGAUAUAUUGAUUGAUUGUAUCAUUUCACAAUAAUAGAUAUCAGCCAUUGACUGCAUUGUGUUAAUCUGACUGAGCUCAUCCGACACAAAGAACCUGAAAACUGGACCUAAAUCCAUCGUGAAGGACUCGACAUGUCACAGACGUAAAGUGCGGAACAUGUUUCAUCGUCACAAGAGAAUUAUUCUUGAAGAAACUCAUUAUUACACGUUAUUUUUGCACUUUAAGUUAAGACGCCAGUAUUGAAGUGUAUUUUCUCUUUUUUCUGCUAAGUCCAGAUGACCCUGAUCUCAGGGCAGGAAGCCCGUGAUGUCAGGUAGAAAGCCGGUCGGUGCUGAUUACUCUCCUGUCACACCGGCCGGUUCUGUCGGCCACAAAUGAAUAUUCACCGAUGUUGAACUGGGGGAUGAUGGGAUAUUUCUCUGAUGCUCUGACUUCAAACAUCAACGACACAAAUCUAGUUUCCCAGUGAUGAUGUGAAUGCGGCAACUGUAGAUAUUAACUGUACAGUGUGUUCUAUUUUCAAUGGGGCCAACAGCAUCAAUCUGUGACAGGUUCAGAAUUGCUUGAAUUAACAAAACGUGCGCUCUAAAAACACAAGUUCAUCAGGGUUCUUCAGGCUCGUUCAGCAUCGGAGAAAAACUACACAAAAUCCCUACAAUGAUUUUUUUUCCAGAAGCCCUUUAUUUUUGUGACUUGGUGAGAAUAACAUUUUGGAUUAUUAUAAUUUUAAUUUAAAAUCAGUUGACGGAGUUCCUCAAGGAACCAUCCUGGGUUCCCUGUUGUUUUCAAUCUGAAGAACCCUUUUGACUUUUUAGAGUGUGCUACUGAUAUUAUCAAUAUUGUUGUGUGACAAGCUUCUACUAACAUUACGUACUCCUUGGGCUGUUUUGUAUUUUUAGCAUUUUUUUCUUUUGUCAUGUGCUUACGAGUGUGAGAUGAUUGAUUUAUUUUCUUCUCCUGAUUUGGGCAUUUUGUAACUGUACUAAAAUCUUUUUAAUUUUUAAUAUGUUUACAACUAAACCAAGAACUUUCUGUGACUAACAUUCAACUUCUUCUGACAUGUUUAAUACAGACUGUGAUAAUUACUUCCACUCACUCCCUGUUUGCUCCCGUGAACACGUCUGCACAUCAUCCCGAAGCCUCAGCGAAGCCUCUCACCAACUUUUUAACAUGUCUGCUACAAUUCACAUAAACAGUACCAGAUGAGCUGCUAGGAAUUCUGGGCCGUCGGGUCCCUGUCAUGUAUCUGCAGCGACCUACAGAAACGCUGCCUCUUUGCAGAGGCCUUAAAGUCAACUAAUCCAGACCAACAUGAUUAGCAGAGUUCUCGAGGAGCAUUGGAUCAAACCUACCUCGCAUGGGAUCACUCAACAUUUCACACUGUUUCACUGCAUGUUUGACCGGAGUCUAACACAUUGGAGUUCCCAUUUUAAAGUUCCAUUCCUAGGUUUGCAUGUUGUUACCUUAACAAACCACGUGUACUGGACCCGACUGCCAGACCUGCAGUUUUUACAUUUCUUUUCCUUUGGCUUUGAAUUUAGUGUCAAUCUCUAAAAACUAAAAUCUACUUGAGGGGACUUGACUCCUGCUGCAGAUAGAUUUUCCAUCACUAUCAACAUUUAUGGGGCUCAAGCAGCCAGUGUUGCAACUUUUUGUGUUUUAAUAAUUUAUGAAACUAAUAAUAUUUAAUAAUAUUACUAAGCCCUCGUAGUCUGAGGCUGGAGCAGAUCAUUGAGCCAUCGGCUGCCUGGUGGAGACGUUCUGUCUCCACCGCCGUCCGUCUGUUGGCUGGUUUGAUUGUUUAUCAGAAGUUUUACGUGAAAAGAAACAAACUUGGUGGAGGAAUCAACGUGUUCAAUUUGAAUCAGCUUUUCCACUUUUUAUAACAUUAUCCAGGCAUCUGUCGAUAUUUUCGUUAAUUUCUCAUGACAUUUUUUGAGGAUAUUGAUGUAAAAAAUCUUAUUUGUUGUAGAGAUCUAUGAGUUUGGUGAAGAUUAUCAGACAACAAUAGACACGUGCAGGAUUUCUUGGUCUUUGCUAUUCUAGUUGGAUGUGAAAUUUAACAUCAGGUUGCAGAAUAAAAAACAUUUCAUUGCAAAAUAAAUGUGUGCACUUUACAUUCUGGAGUAGAAUCCAACAUCUGUGGACAACCAACUCAACUCAAAUGGUCCAAUGUAAUAUCUGUGUGAUGGAUUAUCUAUCUGCAAGCAGGUUUUCAUGAAAAAUACUUUUUCACAGAAGUAAUAUAAAGUACAUGUAGUGUAAGAACAUGCACAAACCUAGUUAUGGUUCUUUGAAUACUCAGUUUAAAUACGUUUUCUCUGCCCGGUCUGCUCUCCACUAUCAGUUUGCAUGUGGUAUUUAUUACAGUAUCUGCACUGAAUGAAAUUGUAUUAUAAACAUGAAUGUACAUAACCAUUGUUAAAUGAAAAAUAAUGCGAGUACUCGCUUUGCUCAGCAGCAGGCGGUUUGUCUCUGGCUGCGUUUCCACCAGGAACAGAAGAUUUUUAAUAUCACACAAACAGAUCUGAUUGGACAGCUGCACGCAAAACAGGGAACUUUCAAAAAAAUGAAGCACAUCAGAUCUGAUUCAGAUGAAGUUUAAAAUGCUCCUGUGUAAACGCAGUCCGUUUUGUGUGUAUCUAUAAGGGCAUGGACCGGGGGUCUUCGUUGUAUGUAACGAGACAAUGGACCGCUUUAUGGAGUAAAAAAUAUUUCUUGUUUAUAAUGUAGAGCAAAGAGAGACUGGAAUAGUCCUUGUAAAAUUGUACGAGUACAGUGUCAAAUAUGUGUCAACAGAGACCACAUUAUUUUAAAAACUAUGUAUGGAAAUUUUAGCUGUGUAUAUAAAUAUAUAUUACUUGUACUUUGUUUUUGAAAUUGCAGAGAUAUGGAAAAAGUGGAAAUAUUUAUUGCUCUAAAGAUAUAAAAUCUGUUCAUGUUGAUGGAAA